GACGGAGACAGAAACGAGAGGCCCGUCCAUGGAGAUCUAUUGAACGAUCGAGGCGGAGAGGGAGGAGAGAGAAAGAUCGAAUCGAAGAGGGGGCGGAGAGAUGGCGACGGAGCGAGAGAAAGAGAGGGAGGCGGAGCUCGAGAACGCGAUGUAUACCAACUGCCUCCUCCUCGGCCUCGAUCCGGCCGUUCUCGGCGGCGGUCCCAGGCUGGGGCAUUUCCGCCACUCGAAUCCCAAGUUGGGCGAGCAGCUCCUCUACUUCUUACUCUGCGCCCUCCGCGGAUCCUCCAAGGAUUUUGAUAAAGUUUGGCCUAUCUUCGACUCUGCCCAGUCUCGUGACUUCCGAAAGAUCGUGCAAGGGAUUAUUAGUGAGCUAGAAUCGCAAGGGGUGCUGCCGCGGAGUAAUUCUAGGGUUUCGUCCCUUGCAACUUGUUGUGGGCCGAGAUUUGUUGAGCUUCUGUGGCAACUUUCCGUGCAUGCCUUGCGAGAGGUUCACAAACGAACAUUUGCUGCUGAUGUUGCUUCUAAUCCUCUGCCUCCUGCUCUAACAGAUGCUUCCUAUCAACAUGCUGCUGCAUUGCUUCCAGUGACUAAGGCUAGAAUAGCUCUUGAAAGAAGAAGAUUUCUGAAAAAUGCAAAUGCUGCUGUUCACAGACAAACCACUUGGUCAAACUUGGCGCAUGAAAUGACUGCUGAGUUUCGUGGUCUUUGUGCUGAAGAGGCCUAUUUGCAGCAAGAGUUGGAAAAACUGCAGGACAUAAGAAGCAAAGCUAAAUCGGAAGGGGAAUCAUGUGAAGAUCAUGUCUCCAGUUCUGCUCAGAAUUCACAGUUAAUAACCAAGGCUACUCGCCUUUGGGAGUCAUUAUUAGCUCGAAGGAGUCAACAUGAAGUUUUAGCAUCCGGCCCGAUUGAGGAUUUGAUAGCCCAUCGUGACCAUAGAUAUCGCAUCUCUGGGUCAUCUUUGGUUGCAGCUAUGGAUCCAACUUCACAUGUUCCUUAUUCGGGCAUACUAUCAGUUUCUUCUGGUGAAAUGUCUUCACCUGUAGAUGUUCAGGAGCAGAUGAAUUUACCUCAUCCUCAAGUGAAAAGUGAGACUCUUUCAAAGAUGGUUGAUAGGGGUGGAAUAGUUCAUCCUACAGUUGAUGUUGCUGAAAUUCUCAGACGUUGGACUCAUGCUUUACAACGUAUUCAUAAACAAUCUCUUCAUCUGGUCAAGGCUAAUGAUGGGGAGGGCCCAGAGCUACUCCGCAGCUCAUCGGAUAAUGUUAUGAGUGGGCAUGCUGAGUCCUUGGCUGUAACUCUAGCAGAACAUCGCCAACAUUUGGUUAGCAUACAGGGACUAAUUAGUCAACUUAAGGAAGCCAUUCCAGCAAUGCAAAAAUCUAUUGCAGAUCUCACUGAAGAAGUAGAAAAUAUUUCAUCAACUACAAUGGAUGGGUUUAAUGCAAGACCAACAUUAAAUAUGCAGUCACAAGGGGCUCAAGAUAUUGUUACCGAUGAUGUUGUCACUUUAAAUUCUAGACUCUCAUCCCUUCAGCUUGAGAAAGCUUCCACAAGUCCUGUUCUGAAACUCCCUCAUUUAAUCAGCCUGGCCCCCAAUUCAUCAGGAAAAAAUACACACACAUCAAAGAGGACUGCUAUAAUCACUCAAUCCAUCCAGGAAUCUUUGCCAGUGGGAACAUCAGUAGAGUCUCAGUUCACAAAUGACCGUACAGGUAGCGCAGCAAAAGAGGAUGAUAAUUACAAUGUUCAGAGUAUAAGGCGUUCUGUUCGCGAAGCAGCAUUGUCAAGACCAUUAAGAAACUCAGAAUUGCUAAAAGAAAGAAGCAAAGAUGAUGGUUCUGAACACUUCUUCAUACCUCUAUCUACAGGAGUUCCACUAAAAGAAGUAGAUGCUGUUGCUAUUCGAAGAAAACAGCAAUUAGUUUUGUCUCCACCAGAAAACAACAAUCACAAUAUUUCAAAAUUUUUUUUCUCUAACUCUGAGGGCCAGCUAGAUUCUGUUCAAACUUUAUCAAUUAAUUCAUAUGGGCUUGAUGGGCACACAAAUCAGACAGGCUUAAUUCAACCAGCCACUGUUAAUUCAAAAAGAGUAUAUCCUGAUAUUGAUGAUGCUCUCGAUCAAGUUUUCUCACCCCCAUUGUUAAUGGAAUCAUCAUUCUUCCAGGAUACUUAUGAGGACUUGCUUGCACCAUUAUCUGACACUGAUGCUGCCCUAAUGGAUUUUUAGAAGUUCGGGUUGAGUGCGUAUCAGAUCAACUUUUGAAGCUCAGUAUCUUGAUAGAUAGUCCAGUAUACACUCUCUGGUCCUUACUCUCGAGGAUCUGUAUGAUGACAUUACCUGCCAAAUGUAGCAUGUGGAUGUGCUCUUAGUAUGAUAACAGGUUGGGAGUCUGUACAUUGAGGCCGAAAUGUGUUUGAGUAAGCCAGCUUGGGCACUUCACCGAUAUUAAUGUACACUAAACGGACAGCAUUUUUGUAUGCAAUCUACAGCAGCCGUUCUUUGUGUUGUAAUAA
This is a messenger RNA of Musa acuminata subsp. malaccensis (wild Malaysian banana), 2517 nucleotides long. Its product is annotated as AUGMIN subunit 6. Gene Ontology annotation, molecular function: microtubule binding. The record is from RefSeq and is a predicted model, not a curated record. Gene Ontology annotation, biological process: spindle assembly. Gene Ontology annotation, cellular component: HAUS complex; mitotic spindle microtubule. NCBI's taxonomy places the organism in Eukaryota, Viridiplantae, Streptophyta, Magnoliopsida, Zingiberales, Musaceae.